UUAUAUCAAUCUGACAUGCACUGAAGAUGUGAUGACCAGUACCGUACCGUUGUUUCUUUUUCGUGAACGACGUCACUGAACCUCGAAGUUCUGGGGCAUCUGACGUGGAACGUGGUAAUUGAUCUCCAGAAUGGCCAUUGUCAUGUCAUGGUUGCAAAGAGAUUUCUGCAGUACACUUAGGCACAUACGUAGAUGUUAGAAGAUAACAUGGCUGCAUCAGAUGAAGAGUCACAUCAACGAUAUCACCGAAAUAGAAACGUGAAAGUCAACGGCAGGUAUGACCAACCAAUCAGACACUCUCGAUCCCAUUCCACGAGUGAUCUCCCAGCCAAAGAGUUUCAGGAAAGGACGUUGAAAUCAUCCCUUUAUGAGGAAACUGGAAGGGAAGAAGUGGAUGAUGCGCUUUACUCAGAAGUGAGCUCGAUGGACAGUAAUUUCUCCUGCGCGUGCUGCUAUGAGCUCAUGGUGCAACCCACCACCUUGAACUGUGGACAUAGCUUCUGUCGGCUGUGCUUAGCCAGAUGGUGGAAAACAUCACAGAAGAUGACGUGUCCAGAGUGCAGGCAACCUUGGACUGGAUUUCCUCAUAUCAACAUCAUCAUCAGGAACACAAUAGACAAGCUCCAUCCCAAGGCCAUUCGAAGGCGUACUACCGCCCUCCAAUCCUUUGAGAACAUCAAGCUUCUCCAGGAGUUUGAGGAGUUUGGUGAGGCAGAUGAGAAGACAAGAGAAGCAGAGGCCGCAGGAGGGAGGCAGGACAGACUCAGAAAGGGUUUUGUGUGGGGAGUCCUCACAACACUUGGUCUUGUCUUUUGUUUGCAGAUCCUAUUGAAUUGGAACAGACAGGACAGUGAGAUGUUAGUGUACAAACCUCUUUCAAGAUGGAGGCCUGCAGAUGUCUCGCAGUGGUUGUCAGAGCUUGGUUCUUGGGCUGCUGAUGGCUACAGUAGGCAGUUUAAUGCCAGUGGAAUAAAUGGGGUUCUCUUAGAGGGGCUACAGUCUGAAGGAGAGCUGGAGCCGGAACCCUUCAAUAUCAACAACUCACUUCACCGUCAGGCCAUCUUGGUAGCCCUGGAGAAGGUCAAGCAACUUGGUGGAAAACCUCCAAGAGAUCUAUGGGAGUUCAAGGCAUUGCAUCAAGGCCUGAGCACCUUCCUAUCCUACACAGUUCGCGAGUUUCCUCGUCUUACCAUGACUGGAAUGUACAUGUUCUACUAUGAAGAUGUUUUUCUUCCAUUUAUUCAUCUUGUCUGCCCGGCGAGGUCUGCCGUCGCUGGAGAAGCAAACAUCAUUGUGCAAUACUAUAGUGAAGACAUUGCGUGGGAGCAGUGGGUGGAGUUCAUCCCCAAGUUCCUCUUCCUCCCGUAUUUCCUCUAUGCAGAGUUUGCCUGGAACUUUGCCGAUGUAAACGCCUUGCCCGUAGCUUUCACCCUUGCAAACUGUGCCUUCCUGACAAUGGUUGAGGCCAAGGCCAUCACUGCUUUCUUCAGGAGGGGGGUCAGGACUACAUUCUUCUCCUUAAAGCGACAGACGAACACCUUUGUCAUCAUCUUCUUCAGUUGUCUUCUGUGGCCCAUCAUACCAACUAUCGUAACAGACCUCAUGUUCUACAUCUCUAUGUAUUACUCACCAUGUAUUAACUUCUAUGAAGUCUUUAUGCAGUGAGGCAGUGCAGUGAUAUAUAUCCUUUUUCUAGUUAUUAUUGCUAAUGCCUGUACAAUGGGGGAUUUAGAGUGAGGUGUUGGUGUUUGUGAUAACCAUUUCCUAUUGGAACCGGGUGAUCUCUGUACAAAGCUUAUGGGAAUCAUAGAAGUUGGUAGUCAACAGGUUAAGAGUGUGAAAAAGGCUGCCAAAUGAAGUGAGCUCAAACACCGAGUUGGUUCAGAAAGACAAUACUGAUCAUGCGAUUGAUGGUUUGAUACUGGAUGAUGACAUCAUGCCUCUGCUCGACCAUUUCAACUUCAUGCUUGAAGUCUUGAUGAUAAUGAAAUCAGGAAGAAACUACAUAAUGUAUAAAUCACCCAAAGAAACCCAAACGGUAAAUAUUAUUGUUCAUUAAAAUGUAUAAAGCUUUGGUGAUAUUCACUCAUCGUAACUUGAAAUCAAGAUUCACCCCCCCCCCCCCCCGCCAUGGGAUUGGUGUUGAUGAAACAAUGUUCUAGAUCAUGAACGCAAGCUGCCGGAAAUAUUUUUUUUCCUUUCUAGUGUCAAUACCAACACCAUAUUUUAAAUGAUAGAAUAUUGAAACAUAUUGUUUAAAUUGUCAUUAUACUAAGACUAUUUAAUAUAUAAUUCUUAAAGAGAUGCCAGGCAACAUUUUAGGAACAGCCAGUAUCAAUUUAUUUUUGUACAUGCAAUUAUCUAGAUAUACUACAGAUUGUCUUGAAUGAAGAUUAUUAUUUGUAUUUCUUCACUUUAGUGUUUAAAGAAUCAACAUGUCCAAAUUAUUCUAAACAGUUGAUGUUGGUUGUGUGAGUUUUGACAUUGCAUGAUUCUUCACUUUGAAUGAAACAGCUUUUAGGAUUUGACAUUCUUUGAUGAAAGCCCAGAACAUUUAACUUUUAUCUGUUAUGUACUGGGCAAUUCCAUAAAGUAUGUGUCCGACCCCCUAUGCAUGGGACCUUCAUGAAAUUUUCUGUCUAUGAUUUCUUGUUCUUUUGACAGUCUGUAAUGUUCUCAAAGGACCAUGACUUGGUCAGUUUAUGAAGUAAAGUAACACUUGCGAAAAUUGGAGGUUGGACGUACAAAAAAGGUUGAUCAUUUUACGGAAUUGCCUACUGGAUUAUUAGUUGUAAUGCAGGGAACUAAAAUAGUGAUACAUAUUGGCUUGAUAAAACAAGUAUUCUAAUUGCCAAUUGUAAUAUAUAUGGAUCAGUGUAUUUUAGACCCAGUUUAUUUCAUUUUAAAUCAUUGAUACAUGUAGGUGCUCUGAACUUUUUAUAAGAUUUGUUGUAUUAAAAUUCCCAUCAUUUAUUGAGCAAAAAGAUAAGUUUUGGAGGUGAUAGUGGUGAUAUGAGUACCUGUAACUAACCAUAUCUUUUAAAAGUUUAACAAUUAUUAUUUUUUAUCAUUUGUUUGGCUUUACCUGUGCCUGGGAGACGAAAAGCGAACUGAAUCACUAU
This is a messenger RNA of Lytechinus variegatus (green sea urchin), 3122 nucleotides long. It is a transcript of the gene bfar, whose product is annotated as bifunctional apoptosis regulator-like. The record is from RefSeq and is a predicted model, not a curated record. Gene Ontology annotation, biological process: proteasome-mediated ubiquitin-dependent protein catabolic process. The transcript has 8 exons. Lineage: Eukaryota; Metazoa; Echinodermata; Echinoidea; Temnopleuroida; Toxopneustidae. Gene Ontology annotation, cellular component: nucleus. The coding region runs from base 193 to 1665 and encodes 490 amino acids. Gene Ontology annotation, molecular function: protein binding; ubiquitin protein ligase activity.